Rhizopus microsporus ATCC 52813 is the source of this 1517-nucleotide messenger RNA. Its product is annotated as MFS general substrate transporter. Bases 1 to 1410 code for a protein of 469 amino acids. Gene Ontology annotation, biological process: transmembrane transport. NCBI's taxonomy places the organism in Eukaryota, Fungi, Mucoromycota, Mucoromycetes, Mucorales, Rhizopodaceae. Gene Ontology annotation, molecular function: transmembrane transporter activity. The record is from RefSeq and is a predicted model, not a curated record. The transcript is spliced from 2 exons.
AUGGCUUUUAAAUUACCCUUUCGCUAUAGUGACCCUAAUGUCCAAGUGUUCUUGGUAGGCUUCAUCUGUUUUUGUUGUCCAGGCAUGUUCAAUGCCUUGAACGGUAUGGGUGGUGCUGGUCAAGCCGAUCCAAAGGUCACAAAUGAUGCCAAUACGGCCCUAGCUGUUACUUUUACUGUUUGUUCCUUAAUUGGUGCCCCUAUUUUUAAUAUCCUUGGUCACCGUGUACUCGUUCCUGCUGCUUUGACUUAUGUUCUUUAUGUUGGUUCUUAUCUUACUCCUAACCCUGGUUUCACUAUUGCCACUGGUGCUAUCCUAGGUAUUGGUGCUGGCUUACUUUGGACUGCGCAAGCUGGUAUCAUGAUGUCUUAUCCUGAUGAAAAGGAUAAGGGCAAAGCAUUUUCUAUCUUUUGGAUGACAUUUAACCUUGGUGCAACCGUAGGUGCUGCUAUUUCCCUUGGUAAUAACUUUAACAACACGACAAGUACAGUAUCGAUUGGCACAUAUAUCGGAUUUAUGUGUAUCAUGGGCUUUGGUGCCUUUUUAUCGCUCGCUUUACUUCCUGCUCGUAAAGUGAUUCGUUCGAAUGGAACACCCGUAUCACUGCACAAGUUCUCUAAUUGGCGUCGUGAAGCAGUCGAAAUCUUUGCCCUAUUUCGUGACUGGAGAAUGAUCUGUUUGAUUCCUCUAUUCGCAGGUUCUAAUUGGUUUUACACCUACCAGUUUCAAGUCUACAACGGCGGUGGCUUCUUCUCUCUCCCUGCUCGUUCUUUGAACAACCUUGUCUAUUGGCUUUGCCAAAUUAUUGGAGCUGGCUUCUUUGGUUGGUUACUUGAUUUCAACAAGCUGGGUAACCGCAAAAGCCGCGCAUUCUUUGGUAAUACCGUCGUCUUGUCUGCUCUCUGUGCUUCCUGGAUCGGCGCUAUCUUUGUUCAGAAAAAAUUCACUCGGGAAAGCGUCACCUUGGCCAACUUUGAAAAAAUUGAUAUCAACUCUGAUGGCUAUGCUGGAUAUGUCAUUCUCUACGCUAUUUUUGGUUUGGUAGACGCCAUCUAUCAAGGCUUUAUUUAUUGGUUACUUGGCACAAUGACAAACGAUACCGAACGCGCUGCGCGCUAUGGUGGGUUCUAUAAGACUAUUCAAAACGCUGCCAAUGCCAUUGCUGCUCAAGUGGACGCUACCCAUGUUCCAUUCAUGACCCAGCUAAUCAUCAACUUUGCCAUUGAAGGCGUUGGCUUGUUGUUGGCCUAUAUUGUCUGCUUCCAAGUGUCAGAUGUCACAGUGGAGGAGGUUGAUAAUCUCGUAAAUGACCAAGGCACAGAAAUAAUGAUUGCUGGUCAAGUAGAGAGUGUUGGAGAAAGUCAAAAGAAUAUCAAAGUUGAGCAUUUUGAUCAUAUCAUUGAUCCUUAAUCCCUAUAUACAAUAAUGCACUCAUACUCAUAUUCCCCUUUUAUUCUUUUUUAUUUUUUCAUUCUUAUAUAUAUUAUUCACAUUGCUUUUAUAUAAAAAAGGUCUUU